AGCUCGCUCUCCUGUGCGACUUUCUCAAAGUCUGAUUUACUCCGUAUUACACAGAUUAAUGCUCAUUGCGCCUGCGCAAACAAACACAAAACAACGCCGUUGGAGUAUAAACAGAUCAAACAAGAUCUCGUGCGACGUCUGGAUUUAAAAAAAUAUAUAUUAAAAACAAUCCCCGGCGCGUGACCCAGGAUCUCAACGGUGAAGAAUUUCCGCCAUGCUUACCAAUGGACCUCAGAUGUGUGAGCGUCUGAUCCACGCUUGAUCUCAUGGCUCCUUUCUCGCCCUGACGUCUUGGUUUUUUGCCAGGAUCCAAAAUGAGCAUAAGCAGCGAUGAGGUCAACUUUCUGGUGUACAGAUACCUACAGGAGUCGGGAUUCUCUCACUCAGCUUUCACGUUUGGCAUAGAGAGCCACAUCAGCCAGUCGAACAUCAACGGCGCUCUCGUCCCCCCCGCCGCGCUCAUCUCCAUCAUCCAGAAGGGCCUGCAGUAUGUCGAGGCUGAGGUCAGCAUCAACGAGGAUGGCACUCUUUUCGACGGUCGCCCGAUCGAGUCUCUGUCCCUUAUCGAUGCCGUGAUGCCCGACGUGGUGCAGACGCGUCAGCAGGUUUAUCGCGACAAGCUGGCGCAGCAGCAGCAGCAACAGGCAGCGUCCGGGACUGCAGGCAGCGCUACUACCGCCGCCGCCGCCAAGAAUGGAGAGAGUGCAGCGAAUGGAGAGGGAAAUGGCGCGCACGUCUUAUCUAACCACCACUCAGACAUGUUGGAGGUGGACCGGGCGGUGGAGAUCCCGGCCCAUAAGGCCAUGGUGCUGCGGGGACACGAAUCCGAGGUGUUUAUCUGCGCCUGGAACCCGGUCAGCGACCUGCUCGCUUCAGGGUCCGGGGACUCGACGGCGAGGAUCUGGAACCUGAGCGAGAGCAGCUCGGGAGGCUCCACCCAGCUGGUGCUGCGCCACUGCAUCCGAGAGGGAGGCCAGGACGUGCCGAGCAACAAAGACGUCACCUCACUGGACUGGAAUAGUGAAGGUACACUGCUAGCUACCGGCUCCUAUGAUGGCUUUGCCAGAAUAUGGACUAAAGAUGGUAACCUCGCCAGUACUUUAGGCCAGCACAAGGGACCCAUAUUUGCCCUUAAGUGGAACAAGAAGGGCAACUUUAUUCUCAGCGCCGGCGUCGAUAAGACCACAAUUAUUUGGGACGCGCACACAGGAGAGGCGAAGCAGCAGUUCCCAUUCCAUUCAGCUCCCGCCCUUGACGUGGACUGGCAGAGCAAUAACACCUUCGCGUCCUGCAGCACAGACAUGUGCAUCCACGUGUGUAAACUGGGCCAGGACCGACCGGUCAAAACAUUCCAGGGUCACACGAACGAAGUGAACGCCAUCAAGUGGGAUCCGACCGGCAGUCUUCUGGCCUCCUGCUCCGACGAUAUGACGCUAAAGCUUUGGAGUAUGAAGCAGGACACCUGCGUUCAUGACCUGCAAGCUCACAGCAAAGAGAUCUACACCAUCAAAUGGAGUCCCACAGGACCCGGGACCAACAACCCGAACGCCAAUCUCAUGCUGGCCAGCGCGUCGUUCGACUCGACGGUGCGGCUGUGGGACGCAGAGCGCGGCGUCUGCGUACACACGCUGACGCGGCACCAGGAGCCUGUCUACAGCGUCGCGUUCAGUCCAGACGGCCGUCACCUCGCCAGCGGCUCCUUCGACAAAUGCGUCCACAUCUGGAACACACAGAGCGGCGCCCUAGUGAACAGUUACAGGGGAACGGGCGGGAUCUUCGAGGUGUGCUGGAACUCCAGCGGAGACAAAGUAGGAGCGAGUGCGUCGGAUGGUUCGGUUUGUGUAUUAGACUUGCGGAAAUGACUCUGCCGAAGAGGGAAGCCGUGCAUCGACAAGGAAUGUGCACCUCGCCAAAAUCACACGAACUGUUCUCCGUUCUCACUCGGGAUACACGACUAAUAACUCGCACCAAAAUAUCACUUUUCCCUUUAUUUUUUUUUUAUCCAAAAAGUUAGGAUGCGACAGAUCUCCAGCUUCACAGAGCAUCCGGCCGACCUCUGAUAACACUGAACACCAAGCAGUUAGACUUGUUUAUUUUUUUUUGUUUGUUUGUUUUUUUGUGAGACACUUGACAUCCUUAUAACUUGAUCUGUCUAAAGACGGCCGUUAUGUACCGAUUUUAGUUUUUUAUCAAACAGCUUAUUAUUGUUUAUGCGAGCUAUGCAACAUUACGAGCAGACAAAAAAAAACAUGGUUGAUCAUUUUAACUCUAUUAUCUGAUCUAUUCCACAAAAACGUUAUAUCGAUAGCUAGAAUACGGAAAACAACCCACGACUGAAAUUUCAGGCAAAUAAACAAAAAAGACAGUAAAAUCGGUUAAUAAUAAAACAUUAAUCUUUACCGAGCUGUUAAAGCUCAACAUCAAGUGCGGUUUCUUUUUAAAUCUUUGGCUACCUGUCACGGUAAACACGGUUCAGAUAUCAUGUCUUCUUCCAAAAAAGAAAAAAACUUUUUCCACAGAUUGAAUGCUAAAAAUAAAUAAACAAUUAAAAUAAAAUCUCAAUCAGUUUACAUUAUGAACUCAACGUUCUGAGUGUAAAUAAGUUUUUUCGGAGCUACUUCGAGAUCGUGACUAAAGCGCAACUCUGAUGAUGCAGAGUUUUGGGAAGUUGACUCGUGAGUCGGACGUUCUUGCUUACAUCACCUGCUUGCGAGUUUCUUUAUAAAAUACCAUUAGACGGUCUUUUUUUUUUUUUCUCCUUUUUCUCUCUCCUCCACCAGAAGCAGAAGUGAAGGGACGGACUGGAAAGUCGUUUCUUUUCUGCACUUUAUAUGGGCGUAAAAAAACGCCCGCGAGAAACCAGGCGAGCACUUAAUUCCUGAUGCUUUUUUUUUUUUUUUUUACAGAAAUCUAUCACUCAUGUAUUGACUUGAACGCUAUGUUCUUUAGGAUGUUCAUUUCCAACUCUUCUAGCAUCCCAAUUGUUUUUUAUUUUGUUAAAUCAUAAUUUGCUGAUUUUUUUUUUUUUGUCGCUAAAAUUUUGUAAAGAGAUGAGUAUUUUGAUGCUUGCUUGAACUAAUCGAUACUACAUAGAUUGUACCAUAAAGACGCCUAUUUAUUAUAUUGUCUAUGACAGUGGAAUGGUAUUUUAUAACGUGUUUGGUUUUUAAAGACACGCUUUUCACGGCGACUUUUUUUGGUCUUGGCACUCACCUCGCCGUGUCUCUUUUCUUUCUUUUUUUCCCUUUGUUUUUUGUACUCCUUUUGGAAUCGUUUUGUAAUUCUGCUUUAUUUGUAGUCAUCUGCGCAAAAUAUAUAAAAAUAAUAAUAAAAAUACAAACACGGGCAUAUCGUAAAUAUAGUGGACCAUGUAAAUAAAUACCUGUUCAACACCUCCCCUUCAUUUUGUGCCAUUUUUGACCUAAUCUUCCCUCACCCAUUUUUUCCCCCUCUUGCUCAGUUUCCUGCAAAGUUGAUUUGACUUUCUGUGAUUUGAAUUUUUAAUUUUUUUUUAGCCCGAUCAAAUGGGAAAAAGUCCAGAAUAAAAUAUAUUUUGAUAAUA
This is a messenger RNA of Clarias gariepinus (North African catfish), 3562 nucleotides long. It is a transcript of the gene tbl1xr1b, whose product is annotated as TBL1X/Y related 1b. The record is from RefSeq and is a predicted model, not a curated record. Bases 315 to 1862 code for a protein of 515 amino acids. Lineage: Eukaryota; Metazoa; Chordata; Actinopteri; Siluriformes; Clariidae. Gene Ontology annotation, molecular function: transcription corepressor activity; protein binding. The transcript is spliced from 16 exons. Gene Ontology annotation, biological process: regulation of transcription by RNA polymerase II. Gene Ontology annotation, cellular component: histone deacetylase complex.